Amphibalanus amphitrite is the source of this 2897-nucleotide messenger RNA. RefSeq names its product cyclin-K-like. The coding region runs from base 308 to 1711 and encodes 467 amino acids. Gene Ontology annotation, biological process: positive regulation of DNA-templated transcription, elongation; regulation of transcription by RNA polymerase II. Lineage: Eukaryota; Metazoa; Arthropoda; Thecostraca; Balanomorpha; Balanidae. The record is from RefSeq and is a predicted model, not a curated record. The transcript is spliced from 9 exons. Gene Ontology annotation, cellular component: cyclin/CDK positive transcription elongation factor complex; nucleus. Gene Ontology annotation, molecular function: cyclin-dependent protein serine/threonine kinase activator activity.
AGAACCAAUUUGAAGUGUUUUUGACUACAUAAGAUAUGUGCUGGGCGGUUUUGGAUUUUGUUUGUGAAAAAUGCACUUUUUAUAAUAAUUUAUGUGGUACUUGUGCUUGCCAUUGGCCGAAACAUCACUAGAUUUAGGCAUCAAGUAUCCGAAGUGGUGACGCGGUCCGUAAACACACGAGAGGGUCGCGGGUCGCGGGGCAGGAGGGGAGGUUACGGAUGUUUCCAGUAGCUGUAUUAUCCAAGAUUCUAACUGUCUUAUAAGCAGUUCCACAGCUGUCUGCCACUGGCACUGAGUUGUCCUCGCCAUGGUGUACUGGUUCUACAACCGGCGCGACCUCAAGGCCACGCCAUCGGCUCAGGAUGGGGUCAGUCAGGAGACGGAGAUGCGGUACCGGCGCGAGGGCGCCCGGUUCAUCAUGAACCUGGGCAGCAAGAUCGGCCUGCGCUACGACACGGUGGCCACUGGAGUGGUGUUCAUGCAUCGCUUCUACAUGUUCCACUCGUUCAAGGAGUUUGACAGAUAUGUGACGGCCUGCUGCUGCCUCUUUUUAGCCGGAAAGGUCGAGGAGACGCCCAAAAAGUGCAAGGACAUCAUCAAAGUGGCCAAGACGCUGCUGCCUGACACCAAAUUCACCGCGUUUGGCGCCGAUCCCAAGGAGGAGGUGAUGACUAUGGAGCGUAUCCUCCUCCAGACCAUCAAGUUUGACCUCCAGGUCGACCACCCUUACACCUAUCUCAUCAAAUACGCCAAGUGUCUCAAAGGCGACAAGGUCAAACUGCACAAGUGUGUACAGAUGGCGUGGACGUUCGUCAACGACUCGCUGUGCACCACACUCAGUCUGCAGUGGGAGCCGGAGAUUAUCGCGAUCGCACUGAUGUACCUGGCCGGCAAGCUGAGCAAGUUCGAGGUGGUAGACUGGGUGGGUCGUCAGCCGCACCACCUGCGCUGGUGGGACAUGUUCGUCGAAGACAUCUCUAUGGAACUGAUGGAGGACAUCUGUCACCAGGUUUUAGACCUGUACCAGCAGACCAAGGUGGCAGGUGUGGCUGCCGAGAGCCCGCCCCAGUCGUCGGCCGCCCCCGCCCCCGCCCCGGCCACCCCCGCCGCCGCGGCCGCUCCGGCUGCGGCCGCUGUGCCAAAGCAAGAGCCGCUGGCGCCUGCAGUCGACCCGGCAUCGCUGGCGGCGCCGGCCGCAGAGCUCACGCCGGGCCGGGAGCUGCGAAAAUCGGCGCCCUCCACGCCGCCGCUGCAGGUGAAGGCGGAGCCGCCGGCCGCCCCCGCCCCCGCCGCCGCCCCCGCCCCGGCCGCCGCCGGCGGCGGCCCGCCCGGCGCGUCCGGCGGCCAGCCGCCCCAGUUCGGCGGCUUUGGCUACGGGCCGCCGCCGGGCGGGGCGUUUGGGUACGGGUACCCGCCGCACGCGGGAGCUGCGGCGCCGCCGCCUCCACCGCCCCCGCCGCCGCCGCCUCCGGGACCGAGCGGCCCGGCGGCGCCGUUCCCGCCCCAGUUCCCGCCGUUCGGGUUCCCGUCGGGCCCGGCGGACGGUAAGGGUGGGGCGGUGCCCCCGCCGCCGCCCCCGCCGCCGGCAUCCAAGUACCCGCCGCCGCCUGGCGCGUCCGUGCCGCCGCCGCCGCCGCCCCCGCCCAGCAGUGCGCCGCCGCCGCCGCCACCACCGUUCCCGCCCGGCGGGAUGCCACCGAACAGAGGGUAGGUGGUUUAGGACGCCGCUGAGCGACUGCGGCUCCGGCUGUGUCGCUGAGCUCUCUCGAUGGAGCUGAACAGGGUCAUGUGUGCUCCUCGCCUUAAUUUGCAUUACCUGAUCCCAGAGCAUUUCUGAGCCAAGCGCCCUGGCCGAUCCUACCGUACCCAGAAGUCCACCCACGUGAGUCUGCCCACCGGCGUCCUGCCGCUUACCAGACGAGCGGUGCCGAUAUCAGAUCCUACGCUGGAUCAUUUUCCAAUCCCUGAGAGGCCGUGUGGCAGACGCUAUCGACCUCCGACACAAGUGUUCUCCUUGAAUAUCGAUGGUGACGACCCUGACCCCGGACGUCGAGUGGUGUGGCGAACGGCCAGACUGACCCCAAAGAGAGCGGCCUAGUGUCAGGGAUCGGGAUGUCUGUUCUAGUCAUUCAUGUGAGGUGUGUUAUCUAGUGACCAAAGCAGAUGAGCUGUUGAUCUCUUCAGCCUUGUGAUGUCCUAUUUCCUUCUCCGGCGAUGUGUUUAUCCUGUGUAUUUCGUGGCUGUUACUGUUUCCGUUAGAUCUGCUUCUUCAUCAAUUUUCGUUAAUUAAUGGCUAGUCGAUGUUAUAGCUCUAAGCGAGCUUCUUUCCUGAUUGAGCUUAAACGGGCUAAGCGCCCGAUAUUUCUCAGGUGUUGUUAAGUGCGGUGACGUGAGCACUGCGGAUGGAAGGGCUAUCUCGGCCGAUGUCGACAUGGGAAUGCUGUGCUGUGGAUGGAGCGAUUUAGUGGCAGAGCCGCCUGACCUCCGAGCACUAAAGCGUGCUGUGCUGGCUGUUCCACUGUGCGUCGGGUGCCCUCUUGUUACCCAUUAUUUCCUUUGCUGUGCCGUGAUAGUUAGAGUCCCUGCGGUAAUUCUGGACUCAGUAAGAGUCGAUAUCACAAAAAUUGGUCUGGCUGCUGAUGGCUCCGUGGUUGCCUCCAGCUGCUGACUGUUGCUUACACUGGCUCACAAUCAUCUGCUGACUGUGAUCAGCGGUCAGCUGCUGACUGUGUACCUCACAGCAGACCACCAGUCAGCAGCCGACUGGCUCGCUCCGCCGCCCAUUGUCCUGAUCCACUGCCGCCGACUCGGCCGUACCGAUUGGAUUUGUGAUCCGCCGAGCCUCCGACCCUCCCCCGCCUCUGUCUUUGCUGACAAUACACUGUUAUAGCGCACCA